CACCAUCAAACAAAGCAUAAUACCAAUUCGAAAAAACCCAAUUUCACAGAGAAAUUUUAAAAAAAAAUUCUCAGAAGAUGUCGGGUCGUGGAAAGGGAGGCAAGGGUUUGGGAAAAGGAGGAGCAAAGCGUCACAGGAAGGUUCUGCGAGAUAACAUCCAGGGGAUCACGAAGCCUGCGAUCCGAAGAUUGGCCAGGAGAGGUGGAGUGAAGAGGAUCAGCGGUCUCAUCUAUGAGGAAACCAGAGGUGUGCUCAAGAUCUUCUUGGAGAAUGUGAUUCGUGAUGCUGUGACCUACACCGAGCAUGCCAGGAGGAAGACAGUGACCGCCAUGGAUGUUGUCUAUGCUCUCAAGAGGCAGGGUAGGACUUUGUAUGGGUUUGGGGGUUAAAAGCUUUUGGUUUGGUUAUGGAUUUUUUAUUGGGGUUUAUUUGUUGGGUUUAUAUUUUGGUUUAGGGAAAUGUUAAAUCGGUAAUAUUCAGUUGGAAAAUGAAAUGAUGGGUUUUGACUUUUGUAAGCCAAAUUUUCUUUCUUUUGUAUGAUAUUGAAGAAAAUGCAAUCUUUUCCAGAUUCGUCUA
This is a messenger RNA of Ziziphus jujuba (common jujube), 576 nucleotides long. Its product is annotated as histone H4. The record is from RefSeq and is a predicted model, not a curated record. Gene Ontology annotation, cellular component: nucleosome. The coding region runs from base 78 to 389 and encodes 103 amino acids. Gene Ontology annotation, biological process: nucleosome assembly. NCBI's taxonomy places the organism in Eukaryota, Viridiplantae, Streptophyta, Magnoliopsida, Rosales, Rhamnaceae. The transcript has a single exon. Gene Ontology annotation, molecular function: protein heterodimerization activity; structural constituent of chromatin; DNA binding.